Molecule: messenger RNA, 1402 nt
Organism: Drosophila subobscura
Lineage: Eukaryota; Metazoa; Arthropoda; Insecta; Diptera; Drosophilidae
Gene: unc-119
Product: protein unc-119 homolog
Exons: 4
Coding region: 544-1353 (269 amino acids)
Biological process (GO): nervous system development; lipoprotein transport; cilium assembly
Cellular component (GO): cilium
Molecular function (GO): lipid binding
Source: RefSeq, a predicted model, not a curated record
UUUGGAUUUUAUAAAAUAGGAGAAAAUGUUUAGAAUUUAAAGAACACUAGAUAGCUUAAUGUGAUCAUAUGCAAUGCAUAUGUUUCUCCACAAUAGUUAAAACUUAAUCAGCAGCCACGGGGCAGCCGAAGAAGCAACAGCAACAGCAGAAGCAGCAAACUCAAAAGCAACAGCAGCAACACCACAAAGAAAGGAAAACAUACACUCACACAUAGCCACCGACCCUUGCAUGUACGUUCACACACACACACCCACACAGCGCGGAAGAGCAAGGGAAAAGCAAACACAAGCACAUAGAACGGAGCUUUUCCAGGAAUUGGGUCGCGUUUUUGUGUUGUUGCUUUUGGCAAAUGUUAUGGCAACUCUCGAUGCGUGUAUAUGUGUUGUUUGAGCGCUGCCCCGCAGGAGCAAAGAGCGUACAGUAGGAGCGACCCCACGAGCAGCCAUUCCCCCCCAACCACAAUAAGGAGACCAUCCAACAGACGACUUUAGCCAGAGCCAGAGCCACAGGCACAGUUGAUAUCCAUCCAGCCGCAUCCAGCCAUGAGUGUUGUGGGCAAGCAAUUGAAUCCCGUGCAAUCUUCCUCCGCCAGCACAGCCUCUGCCUCUGCUGCUGCAAGUGCCGCUGCGGCGGCCGCUUCUAUUUCCGCACCAGGCAACGGAGACGGUAACGGCAGCAGCGGUGGGCAGAUGGGUGGUGGCGCGGCUGCUGCUGGCGCCUCGGGUGCCGAGGGCAAGCGCAAGGAGGAGUCCAACGUCAGUCCCGAGGAGGUGCUGAAUCUCACAAAGAUCACGGACGACUACCUCUGCUCGGCCAAUGCCAAUGUGUUCGAAAUAGACUUUACACGCUUCAAGAUACGCGAUCUGGAGAGUGGUGCCGUGCUCUUUGAGAUCGCCAAGCCGCCCAGUGAGCAAUUCCCGGACGGCCUGUCCGUCGAGGAGACAAUGCUGGCCGCCGCCGAGGAGCUAUCGCUUGACGACACUGCCGAUCCCAAUGCCGGACGCUAUGUGCGCUAUCAAUUUACUCCGGCAUUUCUCAACCUAAAAACUGUUGGCGCCACGGUGGAGUUCACUGUGGGCAGUCAGCCAGUGAAUAAUUUUCGAAUGAUUGAGCGGCACUUCUUCCGUGAUCGUUUGCUGAAAACCUUCGACUUUGAGUUUGGCUACUGCAUUCCGUACUCGAAGAACACUUGCGAGCACAUCUACGAGUUUCCUAAUCUUCCACCCGACCUAGUUGCUGAAAUGAUAUCGAGCCCCUUUGAGACGCGCUCGGACAGCUUUUACUUUGUGGAGAAUCGUCUUGUGAUGCACAACAAGGCCGACUACGCCUACGAUGGCGGCAUUAUUGUCUAACCAAACUAAAAACCAAAAAAGAACACAAAAAGAUGGCACAAAAAAACAC